CUUAUCAGUGGAACCUUCUGCUCCCUCUGCAAGUCCCACCGAUCGAUUCGCCCCUUAUCCUCGAAAUUUCACCGUCCUUCUGUGCACGCACCUUCACGGCUCGUGUCCCCGUUUUCAACUUGAAGUCUGCUGACCCCAGCGUUUGCCGCUCGAAUAACUUGCUCACGGCACGUCAUAUCACGUGCCUUCACGCUGGUCAAUGCACCCUAGCGCACCUCCCUAGCCGCACCCUUUCCCAUAAAAGAACCCUCACCCUCACCUCAGUGUCCCUCUCUCUCCACACACGACUUCGACCGAGUUUCAGAACAGCACGCCAAACACACUUGUUCCGACACACCUCCCUCGGUCUCACAUAUACAUACAUUCUUCGAACUCUUUUACUCGACUACAUUUCUACAUCGGUUCGGUAUCUUCGUCACGAUGAAGUUCACAACCAUUUUCGUCACCGCCGGGGCCAUCCUCGUGGCUACCGUGUACGCUGUUCCGACUCCCCAGUUCGGCGGCAACUCUCUCCAGGACCGCCAGUGGGGCGGUGAGGUCAAGGCCGACGACAAGCGCGCUGCUCGAUUCGGAGGCGACGAUUCCAACGGCGCCCUAUACGUCCCUUCUGGUCCGGCUAAGGCGGACGUGAAGCGCCAGUUCGGCGGCGACUCUGAGGAGAAGCGUCAGUGGGGCGGUUCAUCUGAUAAGCGCCAAUUCGGCGGCGAUGUCAAGCGUCAGUUCGGUGGUGACUCUGAGGAGAAGCGCCAGUUCGGUGGCGACUCUCUCCAGGACCGCCAGUGGGGUGGCUCGGCCGACGAGAAGCGCCAAUUCGGUGGUGAUGUGAAGCGUCAGCUCGGCGGUGAUGCUGACGAGAAGCGUCAAGUCGGCGGCGAUGUCAAGCGUCAGUGGGGUGGUUUAUCUUCCGACAAGCGCCAAUUCGGCGGCGACUCUCUCUCGGACCGUCAGUUUGGCGGCGAUGUCAAGCGUCAGUUCGGCGGCUCAUCCGAGUAGCUUCUUGCUUCACAGCACGGUACUUUGGUCUAGGCGUACAGUGUAGCCUCAGCAUUAGCAUGGCUUCACGGGGGUUGUUUUUCUAAUCAGCCUUUUGGCUUGAUAUGGCGUCUGUCUUAGUAGACGGGAUGACGAGUCAUGGCUCGGAUACACGGGGUUUUUGUUUUCCUCAAGUCUUUGGGCUUGAUCAGCUGCUUGGCUGGCUAGUUAGCAU
This is a messenger RNA of Paraphaeosphaeria sporulosa, 1207 nucleotides long. RefSeq lists its product as uncharacterized. The transcript has 4 exons. The record is from RefSeq and is a predicted model, not a curated record. Lineage: Eukaryota; Fungi; Ascomycota; Dothideomycetes; Pleosporales; Didymosphaeriaceae. Bases 421 to 993 code for a protein of 190 amino acids.